Messenger RNA from Anopheles maculipalpis, 1578 nucleotides. It is a transcript of the gene Nop60B, whose product is annotated as H/ACA ribonucleoprotein complex subunit 4. Gene Ontology annotation, molecular function: pseudouridine synthase activity; RNA binding. NCBI's taxonomy places the organism in Eukaryota, Metazoa, Arthropoda, Insecta, Diptera, Culicidae. Gene Ontology annotation, cellular component: box H/ACA snoRNP complex. The record is from RefSeq and is a predicted model, not a curated record. The transcript is spliced from 2 exons. Bases 1 to 1578 code for a protein of 525 amino acids. Gene Ontology annotation, biological process: rRNA pseudouridine synthesis; mRNA pseudouridine synthesis; box H/ACA sno(s)RNA 3'-end processing.
AUGGAAGUUGAUAUUCCGUCGUCGCCUAUCAAAAAAGAGAAGAAGAAAAAGAAAAUCAAGCAGGAACCGGACGCAGAGAUUGAAAAUUUGGGUGAGAUUCAGAAAUCGGGCGAUUUUCAGCUUAAACCUUCAUCUGCCAUCGCUACCUUGGACACGUCGAAAUGGCCCCUACUAUUGAAAAACUUUGACCGACUGAACGUGCGCACAAACCACUACACGCCACUGCCGUUUGGAUCGUCCCCGUUGAACCGCAAGAUCAACGAUUAUGUAGCGGCUGGGUUCAUCAAUCUGGACAAACCCUCGAAUCCGAGCUCACACGAAGUAGUAGCAUGGAUCAAGCGGAUACUGAAGGUAAACAAAACGGGUCACUCGGGCACGCUAGAUCCGAAGGUUACGGGUUGCUUGAUCGUGUGCAUUAACCGUGCCACACGCCUGGUAAAGAGCCAGCAAAGUGCCGGCAAGGAAUAUGUGGCCGUUUUCAAACUUCACUCCGCCGUGGAGAAGAUUGCCAAGGUUACCCAGGGAUUAGAGAAGCUGCGCGGUGCACUGUUCCAGCGUCCUCCGCUGAUCUCUGCCGUCAAGCGACAGUUGCGUGUGCGAACCGUGUACGACUCGAAGCUGCUGGAUUACAACGACCAAAGGAAUAUAGGCGUGUUUUGGGUAAGUUGUGAAGCCGGUUCCUACAUUCGUACGAUGUGCGUCCACCUGGGGCUCGUGCUCGGUGUCGGCGGACAGAUGCUGGAGCUUCGCCGCGUUCGUUCCGGCAUUCAGUCGGAAAAGGACGGCAUGGUGACGAUGCACGAUGUGCUCGACGCACAGUAUCUGUACGAAAAUCACAAGGACGAGUCAAUGUUACGCCGGGUGAUAAAGCCACUGGAGGGUUUGCUCGUGGGCCACAAGCGCAUCAUCAUGAAAGACAGCUCGGUGAAUGCGGUGUGCUAUGGGGCGAAGAUUUUACUGCCCGGCGUACUGCGGUACGAAGAUGGGAUCGAGAUCGAUCAAGAGAUCGUGAUCAUGACUACCAAGGGCGAGGCAAUCGCAUUGGGCAUCGCUCUAAUGACGACGGCCACCAUGGCUGGAUGCGAUCAUGGAGUCGUAGCGAAAAUUAAACGCGUCAUCAUGGAGCGCGACACAUACCCCCGCAAAUGGGGCCUCGGUCCGAAGGCUUCGAUGAAAAAGCAGUUGAUAGCCUCGGGCAAACUGGACAAGUACGGCAAACCCAAUGAAAACACACCGAAAGAUUGGCUCACGAGCUACACCGACUUUAACCGACCGGCACCGCAAACGAAUGGCAAUGGAACAGCGGCGGCCGGCGGUGACGAUAUUGCUGGUGGUAAGCGUAAACUCAGCAUUGGCGAUACGAGCAACGCGGACGAUGCGGUAUCAACGGCUGGCGAGGGAGAUAAGAAGAAGAAAAAGAAAAAGCAAAAGAAGGACACGGAAGAAGCCACGGAAGGGGCCGAUGGAGAGGCACAGUCAAUGGACCAAACGGAAGGAGUAGACGAAGAGCUAAAGAAGGAGAAAAAGAAAAAGAAAAAGAAGGAUAAAAAUGACUCUGUCCAAGAGGCGGCCGAGUAA